Molecule: messenger RNA, 1107 nt
Organism: Saccharomyces mikatae IFO 1815
Lineage: Eukaryota; Fungi; Ascomycota; Saccharomycetes; Saccharomycetales; Saccharomycetaceae
Gene: KSS1
Product: mitogen-activated serine/threonine-protein kinase KSS1
Exons: 1
Coding region: 1-1107 (368 amino acids)
Biological process (GO): intracellular signal transduction; protein phosphorylation
Cellular component (GO): cytoplasm; nucleus
Molecular function (GO): ATP binding; MAP kinase activity
Source: RefSeq, a predicted model, not a curated record
AUGGCCAGAACAAUAACUUUUGAUAUUCCCUCUCAGUAUAAACUUGUAGAUUUGAUAGGUGAGGGUGCGUACGGAACAGUGUGCUCAGCUAUUCAUAAGCCUUCCGGCAUAAAGGUCGCCAUCAAGAAAAUUCAACCAUUUAGCAAAAAAUUGUUUGUAACAAGAACUAUACGUGAGAUCAAACUUUUACGUUAUUUCCAUGAACACGAAAAUAUAAUAAGUAUAUUGGAUAAAGUAAGACCAGUAUCUAUAGACAAACUAAACGCUGUCUAUUUGGUCGAAGAGUUAAUGGAAACUGACUUACAAAAAGUUAUUAAUAACCAAAAUAGCGGUUCCUCUACUUUAAGUGAUGACCAUGUUCAAUACUUCACAUACCAAAUCCUAAGGGCUUUAAAGUCUAUCCAUAGCGCACAGGUUAUCCACAGAGAUAUCAAACCAUCAAACCUAUUACUAAACUCUAAUUGUGAUCUCAAAGUUUGCGAUUUUGGGUUGGCUAGGUGCUUAGCUAGUAGCAGUGAUUCAAGAGAAACCUUGGUAGGAUUUAUGACGGAGUAUGUGGCAACUCGAUGGUACAGGGCACCCGAAAUAAUGUUAACAUUCCAAGAAUACACGACCGCAAUGGAUAUCUGGUCAUGCGGAUGCAUUUUGGCUGAAAUGAUUUCUGGGAAACCGUUAUUCCCAGGAAGAGACUAUCACCAUCAAUUAUGGCUGAUUCUGGAAGUCCUGGGAACUCCGUCUUUUGAAGACUUUAACCAAAUAAAAUCCAAGAGAGCUAAAGAGUAUAUAGCAAAUUUACCGAUGAGGCCACCUUUGCCAUGGGAGACUGUAUGUUCGAAGACGGGUUUAAAUCCCGAUAUGAUAGAUCUGCUAAACAAAAUGCUCCAAUUCAACCCUGACAAAAGAAUAAGUGCAGCAGAAGCUUUGAGACAUCCUUACUUGGCAAUGUACCAUGAUCCAAGCGACGAACCGGAAUAUCCUCCACUUAAUUUGGACGACGAAUUCUGGAAACUGGAUAACAAGAUAAUGCGUCCAGGAGAGGAGGAAGAAGUACCCAUAGAAGUACUUAAAGACAUGCUUUACGAUGAACUGAUGAAGACCAUGGAAUAA